CUUUGCAGAAGCAGCAGGAGCGCUCUCUCGGUGACAUUAUCAGCAGAGGGGGAGGCCACAAGGUGGACCAACGUCAUCUCCGGAGUUGAAAACCUUUUUUUCCAUUAUGUCGACGCCACAGCUGCUUUCUGGAAAGGUGGCCAUCAUCACGGGCGCCGCCAGUAACAUCGGCAAGGCGAUUGCCACAAGGUUCGUCGCCCAUGGCGCCAGCGUCGUCCUCGCCGACAUCAAUGUCGCCGACUGCCAACAACUAGCAUCGAUUCUCAACAGUAGCAAAGCUGGAGUGGCUGAAGCAAUGAAAUGCGACGUCACCGUCGCGUCGGAUAUUACCAAAGUGAUUCAUAAGGCGAACAAAAGCUUUAAUAAUAAGGACCCUGACAUCUUCUACAACAACGCGGGGUUCCACGACGGUGUGUCCUCCGCUCGCAGCAUCACAGACUUGGACAAGGCCAUGAGCAUCAACGUCAAGUCCGUCCUAGAGAGCAUCAGGCAAGCUGGCGACGUGAUGCGCAAGAACAAGAGCGGAUGCAUCCUCUGCACGGGCAGCACCAUGGGCUUGCUCGGCGACGCGGUGCCUUCGGCGUAUAGCAUCUCCAAGGCCGCGGUGAUGGGGCUGGUUCGCGCCGCGGCGGCCGAGCUGGCGAACGACGGCGUGCGGGUGAACGCCAUCUCGCCGCAUCGCGUCGAGUCCAGAAGCUUGGAUUCGCUCUUGCUGGAGAAAAUCUUCCCCACCGCAGAUACCCAGCAGCGGCUUCAUAUGAUCGAGAACUACAUGACUAAACGGGUGGUGAAAUAUGAAGACGUGGCCGACGCGGCGGUGUUCCUGGCGUCGGACUAUGGCAAGAGCGUGAAUGGGCACAACCUCGAGCUGAGUGGCACGUUCAGUGUUUAGUCUGUGGACGGGCCGGCAAGCUUCCGAGCUGAGCUCAUCGAUCAGCUGCAUGCAACUUCAUCAGACUAGCUAGUUGCAGCAGGCGUCGUUACGCGCCUUGUUAUUUUCUGAAUAAAUAGCGUGGCCGUGCGUGAACCACAGGCCUACAGCUACAUGUACACUUAAGUUUCCAUUUCAAACUUUUCAUAUUUUUCAAUAUUUGCCAAUGGGAUGGUCACCCAUUAUUGUGCAACUUCAUUUGAUGUAAUUUCCUAAUAUCAAUCCAUCUGUA
Molecule: messenger RNA, 1163 nt
Organism: Setaria italica (foxtail millet)
Lineage: Eukaryota; Viridiplantae; Streptophyta; Magnoliopsida; Poales; Poaceae
Product: short-chain dehydrogenase reductase 2a
Exons: 3
Coding region: 107-892 (261 amino acids)
Source: RefSeq, a predicted model, not a curated record